Molecule: messenger RNA, 2245 nt
Organism: Brassica napus (rape)
Lineage: Eukaryota; Viridiplantae; Streptophyta; Magnoliopsida; Brassicales; Brassicaceae
Product: F-box/kelch-repeat protein At5g51250-like
Exons: 1
Coding region: 1262-1882 (206 amino acids)
Molecular function (GO): protein binding
Source: RefSeq, a predicted model, not a curated record
GAAAAUCUUGAUUGACAACUCAAAUGGUUUUUACAAAAAACAAAAAUAAAAACCAAAAACUUGAUUGGAUGAAAAAUGGUUUCUACAGAAACAAAAACCAAAAACUAAAUCAAAAAUCACAAACAAUCAAACUUGAUUUUAGGGUAUAUUUAAUUAUGAGUUCAUAAUCCAAUAUUUUUUUUUUAGUUUGAUCAGAGAUUAUGGGUUUGUGACCCGAUUGAGACCUUUAAAUUAAACAAAGCUAUUCGAUCCUGGAAACUAAUAGUUCUGAUUCGUUCCUUGACCACCGUCAAAAAAAAUUGAUGAUCUCAUAGGUGUUUGAUUUAGAAUUUUCCGGGUAAAUGCUUUACUACUACUUUCACUUGCGCUAUUUGAACUAUGCUCUAGAUAAAUCAAAGGCUAAAUCGUAAUAUCAAAUGAAUCUUGUUUUACGAUAUUUUAGUGUAUGAGUUUUACAUGAACCGAAUUCGAAUCCAAAUGGAUAUCUGAAACACUCAUAAAUUCAAAAUUCAAUUAAAAAAUCAUACCAAACUCAAGACCAAUCCCGAAUAAAUAUACAAAAUACUCUAAAAUACUACUGAGUACCUAAAAAGUAUCUAUUACAAGAAUAAUUAACUUAAAUACUUAGUUUUGUAUUUUGUAACAUAUUGAUGUUUUAUGUUUUGGCAAUUGCAUUUGAAGUUCAGUUUAUGAAUAAGUUUGAUAUUGAAGUUUAAACAAUGUGGCUUUAUUUUAAAGUUUAAAUAAUGUUUCUUACGUUUAUAGAGUUGUUAAUUGAUAAUUUUAAUUUGUUUAUGUUUCUCUCCUAUUUAAUACCAUUUAUGAAAUACGUUUUUGUUAGUGUAAAUUAUUUAAACUUGUCAAGCUUACAAAUUAAAUUGUGUACUUUCGAAUCACAAAUAAAUAUUUGGGGAACUGAAACCCAAAGAUAAAACGAGUUCAACUGUUUGUGAUGUAUUUACUAUAUCUGAACUGAACUCGACGAAAUUUAAACACAAUUCGAACCAAAUUUUAAAAUGAAAGGAAUAUUUUUUUUCCAAAUAAUCAAAAUCCGAUUGAACUCGAACCGAAACCUAAUUUAUCCACACGGUGAAGCCUUGAGAAAUUGACUAGGCUUUGAAAAGUGGCCCUAGACCAAAUUAAUACCAUGAACAAAUUACAAUUCCAUUACAACAAUAAUUGGGUUCCACAACUUUUGUCAUAUCAAACUAAACCGGAAGUUCAAAAAACUUUUUAACCUUUAAAGACUGCGAUACAGCCAAUGGCUUCCCCGGAAAAGGAGAAGAAGACGAAGCAGGAGCUGCUGCCUUCACCUCCCGAUGAUUUGUCAUUGAGCUGCUUUGCACGCAUCUCAAGAUUGUACCAUCCAACUCUCUCCCUUGUCUCCAAGAUUUUUUCUUCUUUCCUUGCUUCACCGGAGCUAUACAAGACCCGAUCACUCUUGGGCUGCACCAAGACUUGUCUCUACGUUUGCUUUCAGUCCGCUACUAAAUGUAGUUGGUUCACCCUCUGCCGCAAGCCUGACCAAACCACCCAAGCCAAAUCAAAUGGGUACGUUUUAGCUCCAGCCUCCACUCUCCAUACUCCGCAUGCGAUGCCAAUGUCCUCGGGUAUUGUAGCGGUUGGUUCUGAUAUCUACAACAUCGGAUCUUCCUCCUCCUCUAGAGUCUUGAUUCUUGAUUGUCGGUCUCACACGUGGCACGAGGGUCCAAGCUUGUGUGUCAAGCUACAUACACUCUCUGCUAGCGUUGUUGAUCGAAAGAUAUAUGUAGCAGGAGUCCAAUUCUACGCCUUGAAGAACUCAUUCAAGGUGUUGGACACUCUAAAACCACAAGUUGUUUGGGAUGAUCAUGUGCCGCCCAUCAGCGAGACGACAACAUGAGAAGCGCAUGUCUUGACGGAAAGUUCCACGUGGCGACUAAAAACUAUAAGGUGGUGUGUUACAACUCCUAGAAAGGUAAGUGGGAUGAUCUGACCAGCAGCGGAAAGAUGACUUCCUUUUGGUUCAAAGAUUGUUAUUGCGUGAUAGAGAAUGUGUUGUACUCUGUUAACGACUGUACCUUCAGAUGGUACGACACCGAGGUAAACAUGUGGAGAGAGGUUUGAAGGAAAACUACCUAAUUUUGAUGGUGGCGUCUCUGUUACAUUGGCUGAUUAUGGUGGCAAGAUGGUUGUCCUGUGGGACCAGAAUACUGGUAAUCACAAAAGGAACAAACAGAAUAGGAAAAAAAAAAGGGCAAAUCUC